This is a messenger RNA of Entrophospora candida, 867 nucleotides long. NCBI's taxonomy places the organism in Eukaryota, Fungi, Glomeromycota, Glomeromycetes, Entrophosporales, Entrophosporaceae. The record is from the annotation of a GenBank genome assembly.
AUGAAUAAUCUUGAUGAAUUGUUCAGUCACACAAAAAAUAUAUACGGAAGAACAUUUUUAUCGGAUCAAGAUGUAAAAUAUUUAUUACCAGUCGAUGAUUUAGAAAUCAAUCGUAAUAUUACCUUUUAUUUGUUAUGGAAAUGUGUUUGGCAAAAUGAUUUUUCUGUACCGAUCGAAGAAAAAUUACAAAACGGUUGUAGUGUACUUGAUAUUGGAUGUGGGCCAGGAUACUGGUUGAUUGAUAUGGCAGAAAAAUAUCCAAAAUCGACAUUUCUUGGGAUAGAUGUAGCCAAUUGUUUUUAUAGUGGUAUUAUUGGUGAAUCAUCAUCGUCAUCAUUAUCUAGCAGUAAGCCUGAAAAUUUAGGAUUUUUACAAUGCAAUGUAAUCAAAGGAAUUCCGUUUCCUGAUAAUACAUUUGAUUUCAUAAGACAAUAUGAAAUGUGUAUGUCAUUUGCCGAAAAUGAUUGGAAGUAUAUGAUCAAUGAAUUUGUUAGAGUGUUAAAACCUAGUGGUUGGAUUGAAAUUUCAGAAUUUGGUUACGAUCUACUAUUAGGCGGUAAAACCGAAGCUGACAUGCCAAAACUAUUAGAAUCAAAUCCAAAUUUAGUUGAUCAUCGAACAACAAGUGUAAAAUGUCCUGUUGGUAAUUGGGCAGGAAAUUUAGGUGGACUUAUGUGUGAGCAACUUCAUCAAAUGAUUGAGGCUAUGGUUGAUGUACCAGCUUGCAUGGAAAUAACUAAAGAAGAAUAUCGUCAGAAAUUGACAGAAUACAUUCACGACAUUAACAAGUUUGGUGGUUACAUGACAAAAUUUCGAUUUUAUUGCCAAAAAAAAACCCCUAAUAUUAAACAUCGUGCAACUUUCUAA